AAGGAAGCAUUUUGGCCCCUUAAUGUCCUCUUAACGCAUAAAAUACCCACGCGUGUGGGGUCUUUACAUACCCUGGGAUUGUUUGAAUAAUUACGGAAUGGAAUCUGCACAUGAAUGCAAUGUUUCUAAUGCAAAGAUAUUCAAUGACCCAAUCCAUGGUCAUAUUUCACUGCCCCCUCUGCUUAUCAGAAUUAUUGACACCCCGGAGUUCCAGCGUCUGAGAUAUAUUAAACAGCUGGGAGGAGGAUACUAUGUGUUCCCAGGAGCCUCUCACAACAGAUUUGAGCAUUCCAUUGGUGUUGCACACUUGGCAGGAUGUUUUGCGGAAACACUGAAAAAUAACCAACCAGAACUGGGAAUAGACGACCGGGACGUUUUGUGUGUUAAAAUUGCGGGCCUGUGUCAUGACCUGGGUCACGGAGCCUUUUCUCAUUUAUUCGACAUGAAGUUUAUGAAAAAAGUUCGUCCAGAAAGAAAGUUUGUGGCAAGUAGUUUAAAUGGUUUAAGUUUUGUGUUUAAAUAA
Molecule: messenger RNA, 523 nt
Organism: Spea bombifrons (plains spadefoot toad)
Lineage: Eukaryota; Metazoa; Chordata; Amphibia; Anura; Pelobatidae
Product: deoxynucleoside triphosphate triphosphohydrolase SAMHD1-like
Exons: 5
Coding region: 98-523 (141 amino acids)
Biological process (GO): defense response to virus; dGTP catabolic process; regulation of innate immune response
Cellular component (GO): nucleus
Molecular function (GO): dGTPase activity
Source: RefSeq, a predicted model, not a curated record